This is a messenger RNA of Durusdinium trenchii, 711 nucleotides long. NCBI's taxonomy places the organism in Eukaryota, Dinophyceae, Suessiales, Symbiodiniaceae. The record is from the annotation of a GenBank genome assembly.
CUAUAUAGGCAGGCAAGAUUCCCCAGAUUCGCCAUGGCUCGUGACUACCGUUCCCUGGCGGCUUUGGUUGCGCUGUGGUGGAGCUCAUCUGGGUGUUUUGGCUCGAUGCCUGCCGACACGCGUCCAAUUAGGACGGCUCGCCCUGCGUCGUCUAUUCCGGAAAUAAGCACGUUGCUUCAAAGCAUCAAUGAGAUUGUAAACGCCGAGAAGAGGUUGAAAGCACUCCAGUCAAUCAUGCAGAUUCUCCAAGAGAGAAUGGAGAUGGAGAAGGAGAGAGAUGUCCUCCAAGUGAGGAUGGAGAAGAUUGAAGAAGACCUUCUGCGAGCAAAGGGGCUAAUGACUGCGCGUGGCGUCUUUGAACGAGUGGCGCAACUUGCAUUCAAUGAGCAGAAGAAGGCAGGAAACGUGAAGGGGAAUUGCGUCACGGCAACCAUCUUGCCGAUCGCAAGCAAGCAUCCGGAGGAAGGAUGCUGGUCUGAACUCCUGCACAGUUCCGCAAAAGAAUGCGAGAGCACGCAGAUCCCCGAAGAUACAUUGCAACAAGUUUGGACUCUACUCUCCGACCAAGUUCACAACCCUUCAUGGGGAGAUGUCAAGAUAGAUCCAAACCUACCUGAGGGCACGAGAUGCAUAGUGAAGAAGCUUUGCGAGAAGAUGGGAUUAGAAGUGGUCCCAUAAGGAGACAGCUUCUCUAUGGACAAGCGCCCGAGC